UCACCCUCAAGUGCUCACGCGUGAUAGCGCCCGAUCGUGACGUCAGGGGAGUUGUGACGUCACACACUCGAACAGCAGCAGACGCCGAGCGAAAACAAGACAAGCGGCAGAUGGACCGACGGACGGGAGAGCGGCGGAUCGAGACAAAGGUGCGCACGGACGGGAGCGUCGUGUCCACUGCUGUGGUCAGCAGAUGCAACUUCGACGACCGGUGGGACUGGGACGACUCGCUGACCGUCCGGACCGUGGUCAGUGAGGAGACCUUCAGCCCCACUUUCGGAGAGUUCGUACCCGGCGUCGCUAUGGCGAGUGAUGAGCAAGAGGCAGAGAUCAUCACCCAGCGGGAUGAGGAGGAUCAUGCCACAGCUGAUGCGCGGGAUGAGGAGUCCGGAAGCGGACUGGAGCCGAGCUCUCCUCGUGUCCAGCGCUUGAUGGGGCUCCUGAACCGGGAUGAGGAGCGGCGUUCGAAGCGCCGGCCGGCAUCCGAGGAUCAAGACGGCGAGUGGGAGCGUAUCCUGCGCGACGUCCUGGCGAGCGUCCACGAGCUGGAGAGCUGGGAAGGGCGCAGGCGCGCUGACGUCAGGGAUGCGGAGGAGCAUCCGUCUGCCGAGCAUCCUCAGUCGGAUCCCGGCGUCGACAUGGAAGCGGAGGCCCUGAGCCCGCCCGCCAAAGGCGAGACGCCGACCAAGGUGAAGAGCCUGCGCUUCAAGCUCGAUCCUGACGUUUUUGACGUUCCUUCGGACGACAGCUUCUAUGACGAUGAGCAAGAGGAAAGUCGUUCUUGGAGGAGGCCACAACAACCUCGUUAUAAAGCCUUUUCUUCUCUUGAUCUUGGACACAGUGACGAACCAGUUCGACUCGUAUCAGUUCAAGCAAGUGUAGUACCGGCCGGUCAAAAAAUGGUCGCUAGGCCAAUGGGCAUUGACCUCAGAGUCCGGUUGACAGAAGAGAGACAGAGCAAGAGAGCGCAUGUGGGCACAAGCCCCUCUCAAGCUAAGCGGAGGAGCCCAGUAUCAGACGGCUGGUGUCAAGAACUAAGUCCUGUGACUGAAAAUGUAGAUUGGAGAGAAACGUUUACAUCUGUAGAAGAACCAAAAGUUAUAAUACCAAACGGAAUUCUCAAGACACCAUCUCCCAAAACUACGCCUGAAGAUGCGAAAGGUUCUCCCAAAUCAGGUGAUUCAAGUUUUCACACAAAAACUAAAAAAAUAGAAGUCUCAAAUAAUCCUUUUAAAUCUAUGACAGAUGAUGCUACUAAAUCAUUAAAUGAGAAAAAAGAUACUGUGCCUACAACAGUUGUGCAGAAGCCAAAAGUUCCAUGGAAACCACCUCAUUUAGAGAAAAAAACAUUUUCGUUGCCGAGGAAGAAGUUCGAACCUGAUCCUGAAGCUAUUGAAAGAAUAACAGGAUAUAAAGUUGCUCUUUCAAAGCCACCUCUCCCCCCUCCUAUGUUUCACAAAGUAUCUGCAGUUCCUAUGAGAAUAAGCAAAGCUGAACUGGCCCGCAAACAAUAUCUGGACAGUAAAGCUCAACUCGCAAAAGGAGGAGCAGAUGGGGCCAAAAAAUUUCAGCAGUUUCUUCAGCAAGCUCAGAGUGAUCGUGCUCGAAUAGGGAACAGUGUACCAGACUUAUGUGCCAUAGAAAAAGCCGUUGUGGAGCAAUGGGCUCGUGAGAAAAACAGCGCGUCUUCACCGCGAGAAAGUCCAGCAAGAGAAGAAGAGUUCAAACCAAAUGAAUCAAUUUCCUCUCGAGGCAGUACUCCAGAUGACGCAUGGGCGAGUUACGUGCAAUCCUGUCGAAGGUAUUUUGGACGCCGCAGCCAGAGUAUGAGCUAUCUCGAGACGGAUGUAGAUAUAGUGCCCAACUUGGAAGAAGUUGACAAAUGCUAUAGUGUGAGUGCCCUGAACGAAGAGGUUCCAUCUGCUCCAGACGAUUCUGAUAUGGAUCAAAGUCGCGAAGAUUUAGAUGAUUCAGGGCGAGCGAAAUCAGAGCACGAAUUACGUGUUGAGCGGUCUUUACGCAGUCUUCCUCUCCCAGAUUGGUACAAGAAGUCUGAUAAACCAAAAAGUGGAUUCAUUCUCAGCUCUUCAAAAGAAAAGCGGGGCUGGGCUGCCGCGAAAUCACUGACCUCUUCUACAUCCAGCUUAGCUUCGUGUGGAUUAAGGAGACCCACUGCAGUCAGAUCACUUCUAUCGUCCAGAGAAGAUAUCCCUUGGUCAUCGCCAGAUGGCCCAACGCUGUCUUUGGCUCUCGCUAAAGCUUUCAGGGAACCUUAUUUAGGUUGGAGAAGAGCAAGGACUCCUACCAGCAGCGGGGUCUCAAGUUCUCCUAGGGGUGCAUCACCGCCUUCUUCUUGGGGAGCGGCGACCACGACUGACGAAGAUGAAGUUCUCAAUGGAGAAGUCUCCUUCGACGGAGAAGAUGCUUUUAUAGGGCGUACGUCCUCGCUUUCAGAGGACGACAACAGGAAAAAGAUCGACCCUCCGUCGUUGGAUGAUACUGGAGCAGACGUGGCUACCGUUUCCAUGGACACCGGUGAUCCCAUCAAGCUACCGGGGGGAGAAGAUACAUGCGAAGAUAUAAACAACAUGUCAAUGGAUACCUGUGAGAUGUUUGAUGCCGAUGAUCGAGUAGAGGAUGACGCUCCAUCUGCAACUGCCGACACUGGUGAUGACAUCGAUAACUUGUCCACUGACACUACGGACAAUAAAGAAUGCAAAGAUAUAUCGAGAGAUUGUUAUGACACUACUCAGAGUUUUAGCAAAGAAUAUAAUGAUACAACUAAAGACAGUAAAGAAAUAUUGAAGGAUCUCAGCAAAAAUCACAUAGAUAAACUCAAGGACUUCAGUAAAGACGAGGAAGAUAACUCAAAAAACAGCAGUGUGUGUGAAAAUAACAAUAGUAUUGAUAGUUCUGAAAUUUACAGUAACGAUGUCUCUCAAAAUUACAGUAAAGACACUACCAAAAAUCUCACUGAAGAUAUUUCACAAAAUUACAAUAAUGUUAUUUCCCAGAAUCAUAGUAACGGUAAUUCAUACAGUUACAGCAAAAACUAUACCAGUAAGGAUACAUCAAAUUCAUCAAAGGUAAAAGAUCGCCUGAAAGACUCUAAACUCAAAGAUUCCAAUAAACUGAAACGUUAUUCAUAUAGUCAAAGCAUUUACCACAGCGAAUGGGAUGACGAGGAGGAAUCAAGAGGUGAUCGCAAAGGAGUGAGGAGUGCUAGUCCAUCACCCGAUGGCCACAAAAUCAUCUGGAUAGAAUCUUCUUUUGUUGGCUCCAGAACUACAACAUCCAUAGUAGUCCUACCGCAGGAUAACAUAUCUUCUCGGAGCGGAAACGUCAUAGAAAGGCCGGCUUCUAGGUAGCAAGAUGCCAGUUUUGAACGUUUCCGGAAAAAGACGCCUCGCUCGAGUCACGACACUGACGUCACCGGUGCACAACAUUUCCACCCUUCGAAAGAUGGAUAAAGUGGGCAUUUCCAUGCCCAGGGACCAUUAAAGCUCAAUGCCGUAUUGGACCUCUACGGAAAUUUCACUCCCUAUAUAUCGUCCAAUGCUGUUCACUCGUUUUAUCAGUGAAUUCUUUCCACCAACCAAGAUAGCAAGCUGUAAUUUAGGGAAACUCAAAACAGCCUUUAAUUUCUGAUCUGCAAUGUGAUGAUUUACAUUAGCGCACUUCGCUUUGUAUUGUGAAUGUAAAUAUUUUGCAAUCAAUCUCAGACAUGGGGUGCUACUAUAACUGCACCUCAUAUAAAUACUAUGCAAUCUUCAACAAAAGAGUUACUGAAGACCGACUAGUUUUGUACGUCACAGAAGAUACUAGAUAUUAUCAUCUUUGUCUUUGCUUCCGAUAAAAUAGAGAUUAUUUCAUUGAAAGAUGCAUCUGACUACCUAAAAACGCAAAUAGAAACGUUUGUUUUUUUCCCAUCCAAGUUUAAAUCGUAUUUCAAAUACUCAAAUGUCGAUCAUGUUUUGCCGCAUAAAAAGCAAAAAGGGGGAAAAACUGCGCUUGGAAAAUCAAAUAAUAUUUAGCACUGUCAAUUGGCAUUCGAAUGGAUAACUUAAAAGAAAUUUAAAAAUUCGGAAGCAGUUCUUGGAAACUAAAUAGUUUUAUGGUAAGUUUCGCCGUUUCUUUCAACGCGAAAUCAAGAUGUUCAACGGAUGAAGAAGUUGGUGUCAUUACAUAAAGGUUAAAUGAUUCCCUAAUCCUCUGUUUUUUUGCAGAUAUAAAACACUAUUUAGUUUUAAAACUUUUAACAGCUUUUUUUUUAAAUUUGAAAGUCUCGGUUGAAACGGUAUUCGUUUUUAUUCCAUGGAUAUCGCGUCCUAAGUGGACAAUGUUCUAACCGAGUUGUUUCUUAAUUUUUAUUUAUUUUUGCAAUGGGGUCGUUUCCGAAGUUUCGAAGUAUUUUUUUUUUCUGAAAGAGCAUGCUUAAAAAUAUGGGGUUUGACCAUUUUUAAAAAAUAAUUUGACAAUUUUUUAACAAUUAUUUUAAUUGGUGUGCAUAAUGAAAUUCAUUUUUUACUCUUCUGCACAUGACAUCACAAGUGAUGAAAUGCUAUUCAUUGAUGGCAUUAGCGCAGAGCGCGAUAUUUAAUUCCCUUCUUUACUCACAUGAACUGGCAACGAUAUGCUAUACAGCAAGCGUAAGCAUUCAGCGCGCCAAAGUGCAUCACUAGUGUCGUCAUUAAGAUCCCACGCCUUAUUUGAAAAAUCGGACAUUUAAAAAAAUAAUUAAAAUUAAACGCUUUUAAAAAUAAAAGUUUUUUUCUAGGUCCAUGUUUUUUUUUUUUUCUUUUUUUCUUUUUUUGUUCAUUCCAUCAACUUUAGUGACUAAAAGUAAUACUUCUGACUGAUGGAAACAACCCCAUUCGAACGACAGUUUUGUCUUGCACUGAUAAUUUACGCGUAAAAUUUAACUGAAGGAUUUUACUGAGAAAUUCAAGGAAAAACUACUUCACAGUAUCAGCUCAUGUUCCAUUUGCGCAUAUAUUUGCUUCCCCGAUUUUUGUCGAACGAUAACACGAACUCACAAAAAUUGUCUGAUCUUAACAAAUAUAUACGUACUGCAUAGCUUCUAUGUAGUUUGAAAAAUAUCACAGGAAGAACGAGGAAAACAAUGGACCGUAACCGUUUUCGAAUUGGUAACCAUCGCAAGCUUUCGAAUCAUGAUUGCAUUUGAUUAAUUUUUCUAAAUAACAUAAAAAUGCAUAUAUAUAAUAGCGUAAAAUACAGUUCAUAAAGAAAUAGACAGCUGUAAAUACCAAAUACAGUGCAGUAAUAGGUGAUUUACAUUUCUUUGCAAGUACCUUAGAAACUCGAAAGUUGCUGAUUUAAUUUUCCUUUCGGAAGAUGUUACUAAUGAGACAUUUAUAGAUGAGUUUUGCACGUUUUGUCUAACUGCAUGAGUUUUAAAAAGAAGAAAAAAAAAAGAGAUUUCAAGUUUUUAACAUCACUCAUAUUUUCUUACUAUCUGAAUGUGUUGAUUUUUCUUACCGUUAAAGUGAAAAGUGAUUGUUUUAGACGCCACUUGAACGUGUCCGGGACAAUGUUGCGUACUAUAGUAAGCACUUUCGAAAAGGCAGCUAAAAUAGCAACAAUCAUUGCGGUACUGUUUGCAAAAGUAGGAUGAACGCAAGUACUGCUAAAAACUGUUCUGACUGAGGAAUCGAACAAAAAAGAAAAUGCUGUGAAGAAGAAACACUGCGCUGUUCGAAAUGUUUUAGUGGCAACGUUGAAUUCAGUCGUGAGAUCAUCUUGAGCACAUUUGGGACUUCGCAACAAGCGCCAUUUCGGAAAACGAUCACGAAAUGUGUUUCAGUAUUUAUUUAUUAGUGCUUUUGUCAAGAGGGAAAAAAUGGUUGUGAAGAGAAUGCAAUUAAUCUGAGAAAAUAAGGGCUUUCAUUAAUGUAAGGGUUAAAAUGUAAAACCAGUUUCCGCAAAAAAUCUUUAUAUUCAGAAAAAGGCUUUUAAGAUAUUUUAUCUUCUUCAGGGAGGAUUUGCAGAAUCCUAUCAUUAGCUCCAAUCUGAAUUCAGCGGUGCUUUUUUUAUGACUGUGGCAUGCCGAUCUCUUCACUGCUAAACUAUUUCUAUUUUGGCAGUUGUAUUCCUUUGUGGCGGAAUUUUUUCACAGUUUUGUUUCAGUGACUGUUAUUUUGCAUACGGGCUACACUAAAUAGGUUUCGAGUUUGUUAUGCAUUAUUGUUAAACUGAAAUAAAAUUUAUGUAUAUAA
This is a messenger RNA of Uloborus diversus, 6236 nucleotides long. RefSeq lists its product as uncharacterized. The transcript has 3 exons. The record is from RefSeq and is a predicted model, not a curated record. NCBI's taxonomy places the organism in Eukaryota, Metazoa, Arthropoda, Arachnida, Araneae, Uloboridae. Bases 111 to 3368 code for a protein of 1085 amino acids.